AUGAUGAUUUUCCAAACUUCUGUUAGAUUUUUGGGUCAUAACAUUGAGAAGGGUAGGAUUAUCCCCAUUAAUAGAAGUAUUGAAUUUGCAUCUAAAUUCCCCGAUAAUAUUACUGAUAAAACUCAGCUUCAAAGAUUUUUAAGAAGCUUAAAUUAUAUUUCCCUUUUUAUAAAGGACCCUGCUAAAGACACUGCUCUUCUUUAUGAAAGAUUAAAGAAGAAUUCUAAAGCUUGGACUGACAGUCAUACUGAAGCAGUCAAUAGAAUUAAGCAGAAGGUUAAUAACCUCCCUUGUUUGACUCUCGCCAAUCCUACUUGGGAAAACGUUGUGGAAACUGAUGCCUCUGAUAUUGGUUAUGGCGAAAUACUGAAACAAUGUUCCCCUAUUAUGAGACCUACAUACAAGCCUCCUCGGCAACGAGGAAGAGGAAGGGCAGCUACUAAUAGCAAAGAUAAUAAUAUUCUUGUCCAAAUGGGAAAUCAAAAGCUUAUAGCUGCUAAUAUUACAUAA
This is a messenger RNA of Nicotiana tabacum (common tobacco), 510 nucleotides long. The record is from RefSeq and is a predicted model, not a curated record. NCBI's taxonomy places the organism in Eukaryota, Viridiplantae, Streptophyta, Magnoliopsida, Solanales, Solanaceae.